Pyrus x bretschneideri (Chinese white pear) is the source of this 1018-nucleotide messenger RNA. RefSeq lists its product as uncharacterized. The transcript is spliced from 3 exons. The record is from RefSeq and is a predicted model, not a curated record. Bases 231 to 680 code for a protein of 149 amino acids. Lineage: Eukaryota; Viridiplantae; Streptophyta; Magnoliopsida; Rosales; Rosaceae.
ACAGGAUCUGCUCAUGAAAAUGUGGAAGAUCAAACGGACGUUGGUCCGGUAACCUUUCUUUUCAAAAGGCGAUUUCGACGGUCACCAAAUUCCACAACCACACACAUACUCUCACUGCUGCAAAAAAACCAAUUUCAUCUCUCUCUCUCUCUCUCUCUCUCUCUCUGGAUCUGCAAUUUGUUGUGUGUGUGUGUGUGUCUCUCUCUCUCUAAACGAGCUUUUUGUUAGAAAUGGCGGAAACAAGACCGGCAAAGAGGAAACCUGUCUUCAAGAAGGUUGAUCAGCUGAAACCGGACACCAAGGGACAUACCUUGGUUGUGAAGGUUGUUAGUUCGAAGAUCGUAAUGCAGAAGGUGCGUCCUGAUGGAAUCCAAGUUCGUCAGAUGAGGAUCGCGGAAUGCUUGGUUGGAGAUGAAACCGGAACCAUCAUUUUCACCGCCAGAAAUGAUCAAGUUGACUUGAUGACAACCGGUGCAACUGUAAUCCUGCGCAACGCGAAAAUAGACAUGUUCAAGGGUUCUAUGAGGCUUGCUGUGGACAAAUGGGGUCGAGUUGAAGUAACCGAACCUGCCAGCUUCUCCGUGAAGGAAGAUAACAACUUGUCACUAGUGGAAUAUGAGCUGAUCAAUGUUAAUGAACUGGCUAAUCCUGGUGCUGGUGAAGUGGUUAACGCUGUUUGAAAAGUGACCUUCCCUAACGCAUUUCAAAACCCCGCUUGGAAACAGAUUUCGAUCAGUAUAAAGAUAUGGUUUUUCUGGUUAAUGAGGUGGUACGUUGAUAUGUAGCUUUUCCCGGUGCCUGCCUAAGAAAGUUUCUUGUUUAGCAGACGUCGUGGAGCUAUUUCUACGGGAGUCUACUGGUACGAGGGGAGGCAUUGCAACUCUGGCCUACUACAGAGCUGGUAACUCCAAUCAAAUAGUGUAAAAGGAACUUUCUUUGCUUUAAUUUGUAUUAGGCUAUGAGUUGUUGCUGUUAUGAGAUUAUCAUAUGGUUAUAUGCAAGUGGAGUUUCUGCCCUA